AUGAGCACGACUGUUCCCAAGGGCCGGGGCAGUGGCCUGCCCACGACCUCUGCCGGAAGUCCCUUCCAUCUCUGGGCCCUGGGAUUUUUGUGCACAGAGCGCCACCUGGCCAAGCGCCUCAAGAACAACGGCUUUUACCCGUUCACGCAGCAGCAGCCAGGCGUCUUCGUGCUUGAGUACUACCUGGACACACUCUGGAAGGGACUGCUGCUCUUUUUCGUCUGCCUGGUCCUGGUCUGCUCCGGCUUUGUGAGACAGGUGGAAAAGCAGGAGACCUGGUGCUUCCCUGCCUAUGGCAUGGUCGUGGGCCUGUGGCUUAUGAUCUCAUCGUUGCCGCGGCGCCGCCUGGUGCUGAACCACAUGCGUGGCAUGUACCACUUCUCCAUCCAGGGACGCACCGUGUGCCAGGGGUCCAUGCAUCUGGUCUACGUGCGCCUGGCACUCAGCUCUGAUGCCUACGGAAGGUGCUUCUUUCAGCUGGUCCUUUGCGGCCAUAAGCUGGAACCGCUGGUGCUGGCGCAGGUGUCGGAGCGCUAUGAGCAAAUGGAGUACCUGGGCCGUUACAUCGCUAGGAAACUCAACAUCAAUUACUUCGACUACCUGGCUACCUCCUACCGACAUGUGGUCCGUCACUGGCCUCUGGGGGCCUCCUUUAGCCCAGGCAUCCUUCUUCGCAAGAAAGGCGUCUACAGCAGGCCAAGCAGCUCUCAGUCCGACCUGGAGGUGUGACCCUGGGCCUGCCCCCUACAGUUAUGGUCCCAUCCCCUACAUCCUCCCAUCCUGCCUGUAGCUCAUUCCACCCCUGCCCUUAGGUGCACUCAGGCCAGUCUGCUCACUGGUCUUUCUCUGAAUAGAGCUGCCUCUAGCUUCCACCAAGUUAUUUUUGUCUGUCUGGUGGGGGGGAGUCCCUUCAGAGUCUUCCCCUAGUGCAGGCUUCUCAGGGCCUCAGGACCCUGUCCUCUCCAGAGGCUGCAGCAAACCCCAGAGCAGGGAUUAGAAGAGGAGAGUACGUGUAGCUGAGACUCAAGGAGGCUGAUGAUCACUGGACAGGCUUAGGACUGUCGCCCCUCUUGGCCAGCAGCACUUAACUGGUCCUGCCUGGCUACAGUGGGAUCCAGGAGCCAGAAUCUGAUUGGUCCAGUCUGGCUAGGUGCUAUGGACGUGGCAGAGCCAGCGAGGACAAGCCCUCAGGUAUGGGUGCACCCUGAACUGCAGUGCAGAGAUAUUGUUGCACACUUCCUAGGGAAUAGCCUCCAGAGUCCUCCCCUAGGGUGAAAGACCUCUCUGGGCAUGCUGGAACCCCCUUGCCCAGCAGAGCACCCCAGCUUCUGCUUCAGGCAUCUGAUGCCUCUUGGGUGCUGGGACUGCUUGGGAGCAGAGAAGGCGGUAGGCUCAUACACCCAGGAGGAGUGGUGCUUUUCAUGAGCAUGUGCUCUCUG
This is a messenger RNA of Marmota flaviventris (yellow-bellied marmot), 1439 nucleotides long. NCBI's taxonomy places the organism in Eukaryota, Metazoa, Chordata, Mammalia, Rodentia, Sciuridae. The record is from RefSeq and is a predicted model, not a curated record.